Molecule: messenger RNA, 1636 nt
Organism: Rhinichthys klamathensis goyatoka
Lineage: Eukaryota; Metazoa; Chordata; Actinopteri; Cypriniformes; Leuciscidae
Gene: tlcd5a
Product: TLC domain containing 5a
Exons: 3
Coding region: 303-1031 (242 amino acids)
Cellular component (GO): membrane
Source: RefSeq, a predicted model, not a curated record
GAGGUCGCCCUGCUGUAGGGAUGUGCCUUACUCUUUGUUGUCAUCCUCGCUGUUGUCCAGUCGCUGAGUGACUGGGUGGCUGAAAUGUGCCUUUUGUUUGUGUGGUGAUCUGCGUACCAUCUCCAUGAAGACGAUGCCGGAGCUGAACACUGAGAUCCCUCAAUGCCUCGUGUCGAGUCCGCUGCUGCUCUUCUGUACGUGAUGCUGAAGCGGGAGGCACGGAGGAAGACAGCAUCCAUGCUGAGCACUCAAUAACUGUCCGGCCUGUCAAUGAACAUGCUAUUGAGGUUCACAGAAUAAAGAUGUCGCCGUUGAUGCUGGCUGUCGGAGUGUGCUUAGCUGGGUGGAUUGCUCUUUAUGCUUUGCUGUGCUAUGCAAAUGGCACUUGUGGCUAUGAAUGGAACUGUCGGCUAGUUACACUAUUCCAUGGCAUCCUUGCAGUCUGUAUAACUGCUUACAUUGGAUACAUAGAUGGACCGUGGCCUUUCACCAACCCAGGUACAAAGAACACCGCUCUGCAGAUCACCGCUAUGGUGGUCAGUCUGGGCUACUUUAUCUUUGACAUGGCCUGGUGUGUGUACUUCCGCACCGAGGGCCUGGUGAUGCUCGCUCACCACACCAUGAGCAUCCUGGGUAUUCUGCUCACUCUCUGGUUGGGCGAGUCGGGCGUCGAGGCUUGUGCCGUGCUGUUUGGCAGCGAGAUCACGAACCCCCUCCUCCAGACGCGUUGGUUCUUGAAACACUCUGGCCGCUACAACAGCUUACUGGGAGACGUGGUGGACGUUCUGUUCGUUCUGCUGUUUGUAUUCAUGCGCAUUUUUGUCGGCGGCAACAUGCUGUACUGUGAGCUGAUCUCUCCGAAACCUAAGUUCAUCAUUAAGUGUGGCGGCGUGGCCAUGUAUGCGCUGUCCUGGGUGUUCAUGGCUGACAUCGGGCCUUUCGCAUACCGCAAAUCCCUGGUCAAAUACCAGCACUGGAUGAAUCGUCACAGGAUGGCAGAGGUCAACGGGCAGGACAUGAAGAGAGACUGAAAGAUCUCUUAGAUGCAGCCAGUAGAUUGGCCUCUUGUUUCUAACACUGGAGAGAAGAAUGAGAAUCAGCGUUACAGCUAAUAAAUCUCUGCCUCUAAUAGAUGUUUACAUAUUUUUUAAAAAGGAUAUCAGCCAUUAAAGUUCACUUCUGGCUGGUAAUAUACUACACAUGGGAAAACCCAUGCUGUAUCAGAGCCCUUAAAAGUUUUUUAUUUACCAUUAUGAUUAACAAAAAAAUUCUUACAAUCAAAUCUAAUGUGAUAUAUUUGUACUCAUAAGGAAUUAAGUGUUUAAACUGUUAAGUACUGGAAAUAUUUGAUAUUUUUGUAAUUAGGAACUACUUGUGAUACAUUUGAAUUAGUAAUGCACAUUCUUUCCCAUUAAACUUUUAGUAUGUGCAAUGUUCAGAAAUGAUCAUGAAAGUCUACUAAUUGUUUCUGGAAGAUUACUGAAUGCUUUGUGUGUGAUUAAUGACUUCGAAUGUAAAAGUAAAUCCAAAAAGUCUUGUUAUUGAAAUGUAACCAUUUUCAAAUUGUGAAGUUGAGUGAUGACGAAUGGUGAAUUGAUUACACCAGUUGAUAAAAUCAAUAAACAUCAUCAUCAUC